AAUAUAUUCACUUUUACAGCUAUCUAUCCUUCAUUAGAUACAUAGCUAUGUCUGCGAGAGCUCAUCCUACGGACGGUGAUCUAAAUCCGGCAACGGACGGUGGAGAUCUUCCGAUCAAAUCGUUGCCUCACCGGCAUAAAGUUGGUGUCCCACCAAAGCAAAACAUGUUCCAAGAUUUCAUGUACACGUUCAAAGAAACUUUCUUCCACGAUGAUCCUCUCAGACAGUUUAAGGAUCAGCCUAAGUCCAAGAAGUUCAUGCUCGGUCUCCAAUCUGUCUUCCCGGUUUUCGAUUGGGGACGUAACUAUAAUCUCAAGAAGUUUCGUGGUGAUCUCAUUGCCGGUUUAACCAUUGCUAGUCUAUGUAUUCCUCAGGAUAUUGGAUAUGCUAAGCUUGCAAAUCUGGAUCCUAAAUACGGUUUAUAUUCAAGUUUUGUUCCACCGUUGGUGUAUGCAUGUAUGGGGAGUUCUAGGGAUAUAGCAAUAGGACCUGUUGCUGUGGUUUCUCUGCUGCUAGGUACUUUGCUUCGAGCUGAGAUUGAUCCUAACACAAAUCCUGAUGAGUAUCUCCGACUUGCCUUCACCGCCACGUUUUUUGCUGGUGUCACUGAAGCAGCCCUUGGCUUCUUCAGAUUAGGGUUCUUGAUUGAUUUCCUUUCCCAUGCGGCUGUGGUUGGGUUCAUGGGUGGUGCAGCCAUUACAAUCGCUCUUCAGCAACUCAAAGGUUUCUUAGGGAUCAAGACAUUCACCAAGAAAACCGAUAUCAUCGCUGUUCUAGAUUCAGUCUUCAGCUCAGCUCAUCAUGGCUGGAAUUGGCAGACUAUACUCAUUGGUGCAUCCUUCUUGACCUUCCUUCUCAUAUCUAAGUUCAUUGGCAAAAAGAGCAAAAGACUGUUCUGGAUUCCAGCAAUUGCGCCAUUGAUAUCAGUUAUCAUUUCCACCUUCUUUGUCUACAUAACCAGAGCAGACAAACAAGGAGUCCAAAUUGUGAAACACCUUGACAAAGGCAUAAACCCUUCCUCUUUUAAUCAAAUAUACUUUUCUGGCCAUUACCUUGCUAAGGGCAUUCGUAUUGGUGUAGUAGCUGGAAUGGUCGCAUUAACGGAAGCUGUGGCCAUUGGAAGAACGUUUGCUGCAAUGAAAGACUAUCAAAUAGAUGGUAACAAAGAGAUGGUAGCACUAGGUGUUAUGAACGUUGUUGGCUCAAUGUCUUCUUGCUACGUAGCCACCGGAUCGUUCUCAAGAUCAGCUGUAAACUUCAUGGCUGGAUGUCAAACUGCGGUUUCAAACAUCAUAAUGUCAAUAGUCGUUCUCUUGACAUUGCUCUUCCUCACUCCUCUCUUUAAGUACACACCAAACGCCAUCCUCGCAGCUAUUAUCAUCAAUGCGGUGAUUCCUUUGAUUGAUAUCCAAGCUGCGAUAUUGAUCUUCAAGGUCGAUAAGCUUGACUUUGUGGCGUGUAUGGGAGCGUUCUUUGGCGUCAUCUUUGUUUCCGUUGAGAUAGGGCUUCUCAUUGCCGUCUCUAUAUCAUUUGCGAAGAUUCUCUUGCAAGUAACAAGACCUAGAACAGCGGUUCUUGGAAACAUUCCGAGAACUUCCGUUUAUAGAAACAUCCAACAGUAUCCUGAAGCCACUAUGGUUCCAGGGGUUCUUACAAUUCGUGUUGACUCCGCGAUUUACUUCUCAAAUUCAAAUUACGUCAGAGAAAGGAUCCAAAGAUGGUUACUAGAGGAAGAAGAGAAGGUGAAAGCAGCAGGCCUACCAAGGAUCCAGUUUCUAAUCAUCGAAAUGUCACCUGUUACGGACAUCGAUACAAGUGGUAUCCACUCCUUAGAAGACUUAUACAAAUCUCUCCAGAAGAGAGAUAUCCAGCUGAUUCUUGCGAAUCCUGGACCGUUGGUGAUAGGCAAGCUACACUUGUCGCACUUUGCUGACAUGUUAGGACAAGACAAUAUAUUUUUGACGGUGGCUGACGCUGUUGAAUCUUGCUGUCCAAAGAUCUCCGACGAAGUCUGAAGUCCGAAGAAAAAAAAAAGAAAAUGAAGAUAAUGACGAAAAUCGAAGUAUAUUCAAAACCAAAUGAUGAAGUGUAAAUUUGUUAAGUGUAAAGUUGAUCUCUAAGUCCCACCUUAGCAUCUUGUUGUUCAAUUUUAUAAAUGAGUAUAGAUUUACUGAAUUUCCA
Molecule: messenger RNA, 2181 nt
Organism: Eruca vesicaria subsp. sativa (arugula)
Lineage: Eukaryota; Viridiplantae; Streptophyta; Magnoliopsida; Brassicales; Brassicaceae
Source: the annotation of a GenBank genome assembly